UCGCGAGCAAAGUGAAAAUGCUCACGGGUUUGAUCACUUUCAUACCGCACCGGGGGUUAGUAUGAAGGUGAGCAAAAUAGGGCCGUUGCCGUCGGGACCGACAAAAUCACCAAAUUUGCUCACAAGAAAGGGGCGAGAGCAAAUAUGCACUGAAAAAAAUCUACCGUUUAAUGCUAAGUUAAACAAACGAAGUUCACUGUGUAAAGUUUGUUGACAUUUCACAAAUGAAAAUAAAAUUUGAUCCGAUUCGAAAACCUUUCCUCCGGAGGAAAUCAUGGUGCUAGAAAAACGAGAAGAACUGGGAUACCACCUGGAAAGGUUACCAAAGAAAAACACCUCGAAUCAGGUACUGCUGUUUUCCGAAAGCAUAAGGAAGAUUAUUUGGAAAGCGCAUUUCUGUGUCCUCCACGCGACCGAAUUUCAAGACCAGAUGAAGCACCGGUCAAGAUGUAACCAAAAAUUAUCAAUAUCAACCGAUUUCAGCUGAUGGCCGAGGCAUCGGUGAAAAUUCAAGGCGAGCAUGUUCGUCCAAUUUGGACCAAUUCCAACAUCCGGGAGCUGCAGGAACAGCAGCUGCGCAAAUUAUUCAGAACUCUGGCCAGGAGCUGAUGUAGGCCGGAGCAACUUUUAAAGCUUUUUUUAAAGAUUCACUGGAGCGGGUUGGAGUCGUGGCAGAAGGAUUGAUGAAGCUGUCUGUUGUUAUAUUGAAGAGGCUUUUUCGUGGGCGAUGCCACAUGAAUAAAAAUGAUGGCUACAAAGGAUUAUGGCAAGACACACCCACACUUCCCCAAACCAGCGUGUACUCACCGCAUUUUCGCCGAAUGGAUCCCACUGUACGGCACCUCGCCUGCCCGGCAUGCGUCCGCCGCCUUUCGACCGAGCGCCGAUCGGGUGGCACCUCGUGCCUCUUCCGCUAUUCGGCCGCCCUACGCCUGGGGCCGAUUGGUGGCGCUGUUGCUGCUGGUCGGCCGCCCUACGCCUGGGGCCGAUUGGUGGCGCUGUUGCUGCUGGUCGGCCGCCCUACGCCUGGGGCCGAUUGGUGGCGCUGUUGCUGCUGGUCGGCCGCCCUACGCCUGGGGCCGAUUGGUGGCGCUGUUGCUGCUGGUCGGCCGCCCUACGCCUGGGGCCGAUUGGUGGCGCUGUUGCUGCUGGUCGGCCGCCCUACGCCUGGGGCCGAUUGGUGGCGCUGUUACUGCUGGUCGGCCGCCCUACGCCUGGGGCCGAUUGGUGGCGCUGUUGCUGCUGGUCGGCCGCCCUACGCCUGGGGCCGAUUGGUGGCGCUGUUGCUGCUGGUCGGCCGCCCUACGCCUGGGGCCGAUUGGUGGCGCUGUUGCUGUUGCUUUCCCUUGUGGACCCUCUCUGCCGGAAGACCUCCACUUUUCUUCACGGCAGAGUCCCGGGGCCUCCGAGUUUUGUUGUGCUGCUCGGCGAUUCGGAGUGCCGAUUGGCAGCACUGCGGGAACUGUGGCCCUACGCCUGUGGCGCCUCCUGGGGUCUACCAGGGGGCUGCUGGUCUUGGUUGAUUCGUGCCUCCGUCCUACACUUGUGGCGCCUCCUGGGGUCUACCAGGGGGCUGCUGAUUUUCUUCGGCUCGCCCGAAAUUGCCGCGCCGGAAGGCAGUUGAGGUGAGGGGGGAAAAAAGAGCCCUGAGGAAGCAGAAAGGAAAAGCUUAAAAUGCUGGCUUACGGGUCUAGUGCGAACGACUUACGCAGCGUGGUUGUGCGGCUCUUUUUGUUUUUUCCUGUCCACCUCUUCUGGCCGGCUUGUCUCGUCGAUAGGUUUCUGUCAAGAUGCAGAAAUUUUCAAUACUGCGAAAUUAUUGGUGCACUGCAGGGUGGUGCUUACCUUUUUCUUUUCUUCGGCCAAAUCUAUUGAAGGUGUACCUUCCGGCUCGUCUGGCACGCGCUCUGGAGUGGAUUUCUGCACGGUGGGGUGAGAAACUGUUAGCGCAAGAUGAUCGGUGGACUGCACGGUAGGGCUUACCUGCUUUUUCCGGCAAAUCCGCGAACGCAACCCCACUUCCCGAUUUUUUUAGCGGCACUUUUUCCGUCUGUUCACGACGGUGCUAGGAACGAAAUGGCGGAUCUGUUCCGCGUGGCCCGUUUGACAGCUCUUGUUGCACGCUGCGUUUCCUUUCCUCAUUUUUGGGUGCUCUUGACAUAAAAUUUCACGCUUGGCGUAUUUUAACCAAUUUUGGUUUAAUAAUAACAACACGCUGAUUUUUCUCUAUAUGGGGAUGGGUUUUUAUGUGUUAGUUUGCCAAUCGCUCGUAUCGUGAAAUAUUUUUAGGACUAAUAACUUAGCUAUAAGCUUAAAUGCAACACAACAUUGCUGCUUUGGUAGAAUUUUUCAUGGAUCAUGACAAGGAUCCAUGAAAAAUUCAUAAUCACGCCACUAGGAGUUCGAAGGAGAUAUGAAAAUCGACGGCUGUGUCGAGAAAACCUCGUACUGAUGUCACCCUGCAGUGGUGAGUUUCUUCAAAACUAAAGACAAUAAACUAUAUCUCUACGCCAACGGGUCUUGGCAAAAUCCAAAUCAAAUCUAAGCCAACGAGUUAUGGCAAAUGUGUCGAUAAUUACCAGUAUAUCUGGCAGAAAGAAACUCCUUCGAA
This is a messenger RNA of Uranotaenia lowii, 2611 nucleotides long. RefSeq lists its product as uncharacterized. The transcript has 2 exons. The record is from RefSeq and is a predicted model, not a curated record. Lineage: Eukaryota; Metazoa; Arthropoda; Insecta; Diptera; Culicidae. The coding region runs from base 745 to 1629 and encodes 294 amino acids.